Messenger RNA from Hippocampus zosterae (dwarf seahorse), 1787 nucleotides. RefSeq names its product serine protease HTRA1B-like. Gene Ontology annotation, molecular function: protein binding; serine-type endopeptidase activity. NCBI's taxonomy places the organism in Eukaryota, Metazoa, Chordata, Actinopteri, Syngnathiformes, Syngnathidae. Gene Ontology annotation, biological process: proteolysis; programmed cell death; positive regulation of apoptotic process. Bases 95 to 1516 code for a protein of 473 amino acids. Gene Ontology annotation, cellular component: extracellular region. The record is from RefSeq and is a predicted model, not a curated record. The transcript is spliced from 10 exons.
CCAACUUCACUUGUCCGCUAGUUUUCCAAGCUUCUGCGACCUCACCGCCGCCGCCUUGCUUCCUUCCGCUGCGCGUUCUCGCCCUACGCACACGAUGAUCGCGCUGGCGCUCCUUUGCGCGUUGCUCGCCCCCGCCGACGCCUCGUCGCUCUAUAAGCGCGCCGCCGUCGGCUGUCCGGAAACGUGCGACCCGUCCCGGUGCCCGCCGCCCCCCUCGCCCGCCGAGUGCCCGGCCGGGGUGGCGCCGGACGCUUGCGGCUGCUGCCGGGCUUGUGCGGCCGACGAGGGCGAGCCGUGCGGCGGAGACGAACGCCGCUGCGGCGACGGUCUGACUUGCGUGACGAGCGACGGCGUGGCACCCACGAGCACCCUGCGGCGCCGGGCCACGGCGGGAGUGUGCGCGUGCGCCAGCUCCGAGCCCGCAUGCGGCAGCGACGGGGUCACCUACGCCGACGUCUGCCGGCUCCGACGCGAGAGCGUCCGCGCAGUCCGGGCCGGGCGGCCGCCCGUCAUCCCCAUCCAGAGAGGCGCGUGCGGGCAUGCAGGUCAGAGGAACCCCGACAGUCUUCGCCUCAAGUACAACUUCAUCGCCGACGUGGUGCAAAAGAUCGCUCCGGCCGUCGUCCACAUCGAACUUUACCGCAAGAUGGUUUAUUCCAAGCGGGAAGUGGUGGUGGCCAGCGGCUCGGGAUUCGUCGUGUCGGAGGACGGACUCAUCGUCACCAACGCCCACGUGGUGGCCAAUAAGCAUCGAGUGAAGGUGGAGCUGAAGAGCGGCGCCACGUUUGACGCCAAAAUCUUGGACGUGGACGAGAAGGCCGACAUCGCUCUCAUCAAAAUCAACGUCCACAGCAAGCUGCCGGUUCUGCUGCUGGGCCGCUCGGCGGAGUUGCGCCCCGGCGAGUUUGUGGUCGCCAUCGGCAGUCCCUUCUCGCUGCAGAACACCGUCACCACCGGCAUCGUCAGCACCACGCAGCGGCAAGGCAAGGAGCUGGGCCUGCGCAACUCCGACAUGGGCUACAUCCAGACCGACGCCAUCAUCAACUACGGCAACUCGGGAGGGCCGCUCGUCAAUCUGGACGGCGAGGUGAUCGGCAUCAACACCCUCAAGGUCACGGCGGGGAUCUCCUUUGCCAUCCCGUCCGACAAAAUCCGAGAGUUCCUGGCUGAGUCGCAUGACCGCCAGGUCAAAGGGAGGAACAGCGGCAAGAAGAAGUACAUUGGCAUCAGGAUGAUGAGCCUCACGCCAACUCUCGCCAAGGAGCUGAAGGACAGACAGUCAGACUUCCCGGACGUCACCUCGGGCGCCUACGUCAUCGAAGUCCUCAGCCGGACCCCCGCCGAGGCCGCCGGCCUGCGGGAGAGCGACGUGAUCAUCAGCAUCAAUGGCGAGCGCGUGACGUCGGCGGCCGACGUGAGCGCCGCCAUCAGGCGUGACGACACGCUGCGGCUGGUGGUGAGGCGCGGCAACGAGGACGUCAUCGUCUCCGUCGUGCCCGACGACGUCGCCCCGUGACGCGUCGGCGACGAGCCGCCGCUGCCACCGACAGCACUUCCGCCGGCCACCAAUGAGGGGCGCUGCGGGCGGAACACCUGCUGAGUUUCGGGUGUUACGGACGUACGGACCAAUGCUUGAGACCGUGCGUCACACGUGCACCUCAAAGACACUCGCGCGACCGGUUGCUACUUGUGUGUCCGUCAAGUGGUUUCGGUUGACUUGUUUUGAAGUUGUUUUUAUGCGUAUGACCAUUUUUCUGGGAAAAAAAAUAAAAUUAUUUUUAACAUAA